AUGAGUAGCAAAUCAAAUAGUCCUGCAUUUGAUGAGAAAGUCCCUUUAGUGGCCAGAGUUGUGGUCAACUUAUUAGCCGUAUUCUAUGGGUUUCUGGUGUCAUGUUAUCUCACAAUCAGUAUAAUCAAGAAUAGGAGCAGUUUUUUCCAGAAAAAGCGUCGGGAUGUGCCCCCGGACUGCCUCAAAGACCCCGCACAGGGUUUCUGGUGUCAUAAAAAGCGUCGGGAUGUGCCCCCGGACUGCCUCAAAGACCCCGCUCUGGGAACCCAUCACUUCAUACAACUUAAAGACAUAAAAAUGCAUUACGUAUCGAAAGGCGAUGAAAAUAAACAGUUAAUGCUUUUCAUUCACGGAUUCCCGGAGUUCUGGUACUCGUGGAGGCAUCAGAUGAAAGAGUUCGAUGACUUUCAAUGGGAGAGCACGUGAUUCAUACGACAAACAAUAAACACAAUAAACAGGGUCUCACACGCUGUACGA
Messenger RNA from Oppiella nova, 477 nucleotides. The record is from the annotation of a GenBank genome assembly. NCBI's taxonomy places the organism in Eukaryota, Metazoa, Arthropoda, Arachnida, Sarcoptiformes, Oppiidae.